This is a messenger RNA of Parnassius apollo (apollo), 738 nucleotides long. The record is from the annotation of a GenBank genome assembly. Lineage: Eukaryota; Metazoa; Arthropoda; Insecta; Lepidoptera; Papilionidae.
AUGUCUAAUGAAGCUUCGAAAACAGCGCGCAUUCGCGGCUGGUGCCCUACUAACCUGAUUGAAAUGAAAAAAUUCUUUGGGCUAAUUUUAUACAUGGGUAUAGUUAGGCUUCCGAAAGUAGCUGAUUACUGGACCACAGAUAAAAUCAUUGGACAGCAGUUUCCGCGAACCAUUAUGUCUCGCAAUAGAUUUGAGCUACUACUUGCAAUGCUUCAUUUUUCACAAGAAGAUGAAGAGAAUACUACCGAUCGCUUACACCGCGUUAGAGACUUGGUGGAAGUAAUGAAUGCAAAUUUUAAAAAAUCGUACACGCCUGGCGAAGAUUUAUGUAUAGAUGAAAGUGUGGUUCCUUUUCGCGGGCGAAUUAUAUUCCGGCAAUACAACAAGCAAAAACGCCAUAAGUAUGGGAUUAAGUUAUUUAAACUAUGUACCUUGCCUGGAUACACAUACAAAAUUAGCAUUUAUGGUGGAAAACAGAACGAUGACGUUAAUACUACGCCUACCAAGGUUGUUAUGGCGCUAUGCGAUGAUUUACUAAAUAAAGGACAUACUCUGUAUACCGACAAUUGGUACACAAGCGUUGGAUUAGCAAGAGAACUUUUGAAGAACGAAACGCAUUUGGUUGGCACUUUGAGAAAGAAUCGAAAGCAUUUUCCCAAAGAAAUUGUAUCAACAAAAUUGAAGAAAGGGCAAUAUAUAGCAAAAGAGAGCAAUGAUAGAAUCACUGUAUUGAGAUGA